AUGUUUAAAGAGGACGGCAAAGUCGAUCUGGCAUCACUUGCGCAGUUUCCGCGCUACGAAGAGUGGCUUCGACUCGACGAAGAGUAUCAAGUGUACCGGAAUGAUUUGUGCAUGCUGAUUCCGCAGCUCAUGGACGAGAUUGCAAAGCAUGUCACGGCGACAUCGGUCGACGUUGUGACGGCGUCGUGGAAGACCAACGGCGAGUAUAUCAAGGAGCGCGAAGUCAGCGACGCCAUCUUGAACCACAUUGAUUGUUGGUUUGGCCACAUUGAAAGGGCAAUGGUGUAG
Molecule: messenger RNA, 288 nt
Organism: Aphanomyces invadans
Lineage: Eukaryota; Oomycota; Saprolegniomycetes; Saprolegniales; Verrucalvaceae
Exons: 3
Coding region: 1-288 (95 amino acids)
Source: RefSeq, a predicted model, not a curated record